Messenger RNA from Ictalurus furcatus (blue catfish), 889 nucleotides. RefSeq names its product glutathione S-transferase kappa 1. Gene Ontology annotation, biological process: glutathione metabolic process. The record is from RefSeq and is a predicted model, not a curated record. Gene Ontology annotation, molecular function: glutathione transferase activity; glutathione peroxidase activity. Gene Ontology annotation, cellular component: peroxisome; mitochondrion. The transcript has 9 exons. The coding region runs from base 160 to 843 and encodes 227 amino acids. Lineage: Eukaryota; Metazoa; Chordata; Actinopteri; Siluriformes; Ictaluridae.
CAAACUGACUCACUGCGAAUUGAAUCAUUUGAUUCUAUUUUGAAUUUGAAUCUGACAUAUCUACUUUAAAGAAAAAGGAAGAAAGGGUUGAACUUUGCCACAGUUUACUACAUUCGUGCCACGUUCAACCAAGGACGACUCGCACGCGCAUUAAACAAGAUGUCAAGGAAAGUGAUUGAGCUGUUUUACGACGUGGUUUCGCCCUAUUCCUGGCUGGGAUUUGAGGUGCUGUGUCGCUACAGAAAUGUGUGGAACAUGGAGCUCAAAUUACGCCCCGCCUUUCUGGGCGGAAUCAUGCAGGCGUCAGGUAACAAACCACCUGCAAUGGUGCCAAAUAAAGGUCUGUACAUGGCGAAGGACUUGAACCGGCUGGCAUCUUAUAUGAACGUCCCUCUGCGUCACCCUUCUGACCCGUUUGAGGUCAUGUUUAAUAAAGGUUCUCUCCCUGCGAUGCGCUUUAUAACAGCCGUAGCAGAGAAAGAGAAAGAUGGCGGUCGCCUUCUGGAGAACGUUUCUAGAGAAGUGUGGAAGCGAAUCUGGAGCACGGAUCAGGAUAUCUGUGAGCCAGCGUCUCUCUCUGAGGCAGGACUGAAGGCCGGUUUGUCCUCCAGCGAAGUGGAAGAACUGCUCGGCCUGUCCAAAUCUCAGCCAAUCAAAGACAAGUUGAAACAAACCACACAGGAAGCCAUCAACUAUGAGGCAUUCGGGUUUCCUUUCGUCGUUUGUCACAUUGACGGAAAACCUCAGGUGUUCUUCGGAUCGGACAGGUUCGAGCUCAUGGCUUACUGCAUCGGAGAGAAGUGGCUCGGUCCACAACCUGACAAGCCCACUUCAAAUCUGUAACACCACCCUGUUUAAGCACAAUUUCAAUAAAGCGUGUACCUACUCA